CGCGCGUUCCCACAGUGCUCCGCGAAUGCCGCUAUGGAGGCCGGCAGGACCGCGGUUCUUCGCGUGAAGCGGAAGCGCAGCGCAGAGCCGGCCGAAGCCCUUGUCCUCUCCUGCAAACGCCUUCGGAGCAGCGCAGUCGAGUCGACGGCCCAAAAGACAGUCCCCGAGGAUCUUGAGAGAGGGCCGGAGAAUAAUGUCUUCCAAUUGGUGGCCACCGUGCGCUCCCAGGAGGAGCCGGUCCAGGCGCUCGUUCGAGCCGCCCUGCGCCCUUCCCGGGGCAGCCAGCAGCGUAUCCGCCGCGACCUCCGCGCUUCGGCUCGGGAGAACCGGCAGGAGGGUCGCUACCGGGUGAUUUCUAGCCGCAGAUCCUCAGGGAUUCCCUCAGGUGGCCUGGAGUCCGAAGACCCACCGGGAAACCCAGAAGCCGCCGAGGACGCGAGCUUUCAGCUGUUCGACCUGGUCCACGAGGAAGAAGACGACCCAGAAGCUGUCGCCACCGGAGGCUCCUCCAAAACAUCUGACCCAGAUGUGAUCCUCUGCAAUUCCAUAGAGUUGAUCCGUGAGCGGUUGACUGUAUCUGAGGAUGGACCAAGAAUCGGGCAUCAGGAGGAACAGAAGGAUGACUAUGUGUAUGACAUUUACUAUUUGGAGAUGGCUACUCCAGGAUGGAUUGAGAACAUCCUCUCUGUGCAGCCUUAUAGCCAGGAGUGGGACCUGGUGAAUGAUGACCAGCAGCCAGAAGAUAUUUAUGAAGAUGAUGAUGAUGAGAACAGUGAGAAUAACUGGCGUAAUGAGUACCCAGAGGAGGAGAACACUGAUGAAGAUGAAGAGUCCAGAGGCUCUGAUGACUAUGACAGCUUCAGUGAAGAGGAAAGAGGCAACAGCAGACCACAAAUGUGGAGCAAAUACCCUUUGGAUGUGCAGAAGGAGUUUGGCUAUGACAGCCCCCAUGACCUGGAUUCAGACUGAUGAUCCUAUGAUAUCUGUGAAGUUCAAUCAUGUGCCCUUGAGGGCUCUGACUGUAGUUUCAUCCACCCUGGUAACAUCUUUGGGUUUUCUAGAUUAACAUAAAAGGAAAAAGCAUGUCCAAUAGCAGCAUCCUACCAGUGAAAACGUGCCCUGAAGGAUUGUCUUUUUCAGUAAGAGUACGGCCCCUUUGCUUCAAGACUCUACAGUCUGAUCGGGGGAAAUGCCAUAAAAAUGAAGCUUCCUAGUCUGGGGAUUUUCCCAUUCUCUUCCUGUCCUAAAGCCAAUAUGUAGAAGAGAAGCUCCUCUUUCCCUCAGCACUAAGAUUUAGCUUUCCCAUACUACCAGGCCACUGCCUCCACUAAAAGUCUGUUUCUUUUGGUAGAAUCCAGAAGGACUACAAUGGGUCCUUUACAGCAGCACAGACUGGAUAGUGGGGGCCGUUGGAGAAGGAAGUAGGAUCUGCCUGGCGCUGAGAGAGAGGUUUUAAGUUAAUAGGGUCUCUACCUCCCUGCUUCCUGACUGAUAAUGCUUGUAAAGACUGCUGUCUUCCUUUGGCACUAGUGCCAGGGAGAACAGGAUGUAUGAGUGUGAUACUCUGUGUUUAGUAAAACUUAAAUAUGGGAGCAAGAAAUUCCUGGAAAACUCUUUUUUUUUUUUUUUUUUUUUUUUAAGAUUUAUUAGAACAUAAGUACGAGGAAGGCCCAUAGGGAGAGAAG
This is a messenger RNA of Canis lupus familiaris (dog), 1685 nucleotides long. It is a transcript of the gene SLC7A6OS, whose product is annotated as solute carrier family 7 member 6 opposite strand. The record is from RefSeq and is a predicted model, not a curated record. NCBI's taxonomy places the organism in Eukaryota, Metazoa, Chordata, Mammalia, Carnivora, Canidae. Bases 34 to 969 code for a protein of 311 amino acids. Gene Ontology annotation, biological process: developmental process. The transcript has 5 exons.